Messenger RNA from Manihot esculenta (cassava), 750 nucleotides. Its product is annotated as probable prefoldin subunit 4. Gene Ontology annotation, biological process: protein folding. The transcript is spliced from 3 exons. Gene Ontology annotation, cellular component: cytoplasm; prefoldin complex. The coding region runs from base 189 to 569 and encodes 126 amino acids. The record is from RefSeq and is a predicted model, not a curated record. NCBI's taxonomy places the organism in Eukaryota, Viridiplantae, Streptophyta, Magnoliopsida, Malpighiales, Euphorbiaceae.
CCUUAAGAAUGAUGAGGGCUAUAUGAGUAAAUUUGGAGGGGAGUUACAGCAGCGAAGACCUGGCACGAAGGGCCACCGUUUAACUCAGGACUGGAAGCUGAAUAGUGCGGUUGUCCGGACUCCGGAGAUUCAACAUUGAAUUGAAGUCGGAACCCUUCUCUCCGGUCGGGAGCUUUUCUGGUACCAACAUGCAACAGGGCGGGGGAUCUGAAACCGAGGUGACUUGGGAGGAUCAGCAGAAUAUCAACAAGUUCGGUAGAUUAAACAACCGAUUUCACGAGCUCGAUGAUGAAAUUAAGAUCGCCAAGGAAACAAAUGAGAAUCUGGAGGAUGCAAGUAAUGAAUUGAUUCUUACUGAUGAGGAGGUGGUUCGUUUUCAAAUAGGAGAAGUCUUUGCUCAUGUUUCGAAGGAAGAAGUUGAAACCAGGAUAGAACAGAUGAAAGAAGUAACCAGCAAAAACUUGGAAAAACUCGAGGAAGAGAAGGAUUCUAUCCUGGCACAGAUGGCUGAGUUAAAGAAGAUUUUGUAUGGAAAAUUCGGGGACUCCAUCAACCUAGAGGAGGAUUAAUGGGAUGUUCCUUUGCUCGUCUUACUUAUUUCCCUUGUUCUCUUUGAGGAGACCAUCCAUUAAUUUUUCAUCGAUUUUCAAAUGUCAGGAAAAAAUUACUCAUCCCAGUGGUUUUCUGGUAUGCAAGCUUCUGGUUCUGGAUUGUAGACAGCAUAUAUAGUGGAUGUUUAUCAGUUUCAUA